AGAAGAAAGAUAGAAGCUGAACUAGUGUCUUAAGGUCUACUUUGGGAGAAAACAGCAAUUCGAUUUCAUAUUUGGAGUAGGCUAAGUAGGCACCAUGAAGGGGCUGUUAUUUUUUGCCUUUUUGGGAAUGACUGCAGAGAUAGCAGCUGGAGUAGGCAUAACAGUGACCGUGUUCUCAGUGACGUCUAAGAACAUGAUUGUGAGAUGGACCCGGUUCCCUGACGCCACCUCGUACAAGGUCACCGUCUCCCCCUCCAGCACACCUGACGACCCCACUGCCUUCGCUCAGUUUGGCCCCAACACGGUGAUGGGUUCUGUAGGGCCUCUCUCCCCAAACAUCGUCUAUAAGGUGAAGUUAGAGGCCCUGGCGAACCAAGUCGUACUCAGCACCACUUUCUUAGACUCGAGGACAGCUCCUCAGACGCCGGACAUCGACAACGUGAAGGCGCAGGACAGCUCCACCCUGAUCGUGGCGUUCACCCCGGUCGGCGGGGCCACGGGCUACCAACUGCGGGUGGAGAACGCUCAGGGCUACUUCAGCGAGGAGGCCGUGGCCUCGUCCCCCGCCCAGAUCGGCUCUCUGCAGCCCUACACCACCUACUCUGUGAGCAUCAUGGCCAUCAACAGUGCAGGACGCAGCCAGCCUUCCUCCUCCGUGGAGGCCGAGGACAUGUGAGUCCUGUAGUGUCUG
Gadus macrocephalus (Pacific cod) is the source of this 691-nucleotide messenger RNA. RefSeq names its product receptor-type tyrosine-protein phosphatase F-like. NCBI's taxonomy places the organism in Eukaryota, Metazoa, Chordata, Actinopteri, Gadiformes, Gadidae. The record is from RefSeq and is a predicted model, not a curated record. The transcript is spliced from 4 exons. Gene Ontology annotation, molecular function: protein binding. The coding region runs from base 95 to 676 and encodes 193 amino acids.